AUGGCGCGCUCGACCGCCACUCGAAGUCUGCUGGGACUUGCCCGAGGAUUCCGAGUGUUGUAUUCCGCCGAUCCGUUGACACAAUGUCUUGCUCCCAGGCUCUGUCGUGCAUACGCUACAGAGACUCGACUGCCGGUCACAGAGACCGCAUCGGACCAUCUCACUGCUACAACGCUCCGACCAAGCCACAGUCAAAGCCCUCUUUCACUAAAUGCAUUCGAACAGCCAGUUGUUGCGACAUUAUACCAAUUUCCCUCCCUCGAACCCAACGGAUAUGCCUUAUACCACCCCCAGUUCCUCAAUGCCCCGUUAAGGCGCGACAUCCUUCAUCGAGCAGUCAUUUUUGAAGCCGAUGGAUCGCGGCAAGGAACUGCCAGUACCAAAUGGCGAGGCGAUGUACAUGGCAGCAACCGCAAGAUUCAAGCACAGAAGGGCACGGGUAGAGCUCGUGUGGGAGACAAAAAAUCACCUAUUCGGCGCGGUGGAGGUGUUGCCUUUGGACCACACCCAAGGGACUUUUCCACAGAGCUGCAAGCCAAAGUCUAUGCGCAUGCCUUUCGUGUGGCUUUGAGCUAUCGCUAUAGGAAGGGAGAGCUCAUCAUUUUGGACAACGAUGUUAGUGCUUCACUUGAUCAAUCGGACCGUUGGCUCAAUAAUGUCUUCUCUGGCAAUCGGUGGACCAAGACUGAUGGUCGCACUCUGCUUGUCACAGACCUGACCCAGGAAUCAUACCCGGAGAUUUUUGAAAAGAUGGCUGUUGUUGGGGCACACGCAACUCUGAAAGAUAUCAACACUGUAGAUGUCAAAGACUUCCUAGAGGGAAGACGCAUCGUUAUCGAAAAGGAUGCGCUUCAGACAAUACUCAGUCCGUCGAUCACGGGUUUGCCUCCGGGCGCCAGUGAGAACAUGGUUCGGUAUGUUGAGAAGACUCUGUAA
Molecule: messenger RNA, 936 nt
Organism: Exophiala bonariae
Lineage: Eukaryota; Fungi; Ascomycota; Eurotiomycetes; Chaetothyriales; Herpotrichiellaceae
Exons: 2
Coding region: 1-936 (311 amino acids)
Biological process (GO): translation
Cellular component (GO): ribosome
Molecular function (GO): structural constituent of ribosome
Source: RefSeq, a predicted model, not a curated record